Molecule: messenger RNA, 667 nt
Organism: Ruditapes philippinarum (Manila clam)
Lineage: Eukaryota; Metazoa; Mollusca; Bivalvia; Venerida; Veneridae
Exons: 5
Coding region: 198-551 (117 amino acids)
Source: RefSeq, a predicted model, not a curated record
UCAUUUCAUCGAUUUGACGAAAAAUCGGGGUUGAAAUACUUUUGACAGCGUGUUCGCGCAACAGAUGGCUCGCAUGAUUGUUAUAUUAAGGGCCAAACCAUCUUGUGUUAUUCAUCUGGAUAUUUGGAAGUCUAAACUCAAGUUGUGAACAAAAGUAUUUGUGGUAUUGUGAUCUGUGUAAUCAGAGAUAAAAGAAAAUGGCUCGAGUUCUCGGCGUUGCUGUACUCUUCACAUUGACAAUUGUUCAAAUGGUGAAUGCGGACUCAAGACUGUGUCGUGGUCUGGCAAAAUUUCAAAACUGUGGAGAUGACGGCAGAAUUUGCGUGUGUGCGAAUGAAAACGUCGUAACUACUGGAAACAAAGCGGAGAAUCCCUGCAACAAUCUUGUCUGCAGAUUCCCUGAUUGCUAUUACUACACCGGUAUGUAUUCCAAACCUAAAAAGAUACGAGGGGAAUUCGUGACUUGCUUCAGUAAUGCCGACUGUGGAAAAAACUUCGAGUGCACAAUAGCUGGCUUUUGUUGUCGUUCUGGAAAAGUCGAUUUAGCCUAAAAAUAAUGUAUUGUGGUCAACAUCUCCUAUUCGAUCUAACCAACAUAAUGACCAACCUAAGAUUCAUCAAUAAAAUAGUAAACAAGCUGAAUGAAUAAAAUGAUAAGCAAGCAAUA